Messenger RNA from Rana temporaria (common frog), 546 nucleotides. Its product is annotated as beta-crystallin B1-like. The record is from RefSeq and is a predicted model, not a curated record. Gene Ontology annotation, molecular function: structural constituent of eye lens. Gene Ontology annotation, biological process: visual perception; lens development in camera-type eye. The transcript has a single exon. NCBI's taxonomy places the organism in Eukaryota, Metazoa, Chordata, Amphibia, Anura, Ranidae. Bases 1 to 546 code for a protein of 181 amino acids.
AUGAACACUCUUGAGCUGUUCGAGUUCCCGGAUUUCAAGGGACAAUCUGAGUCUAUAAAGGAAGACACUGCCAACCUGAGAGAUGUUGGAUUCCUGAAGAAAGCCCAAUCUCUCAAAAUCAAUGGAGAACCAUGGUUUCUCUUCAGUGAAGCGGGUUAUAAAGGGCAGUUUAGAUGCUUCAAACCCGGAAACUACAGCUCAAUCCCAGCAUUUCAGAAGAACAUCUGCUCUGCCCGACGUGUGAAGGGCGGUCUGUAUAAUCCCAAGAUUACUCUGUAUGAGCACAUCUACUAUGGGGGCCGACCUGUCACCCUGGAGAAGCCUACAGAUUCCCUUCAAUCCUACGGAUUUGAUGACAUGGCUUCAUCACACAAGCAGGUCAGCGGGGCCUGGAUCCUGUAUGCUGGGGAGUAUUACACAGGGGAUCAGAUAGUCGCCCUGGCAGGAGAUGAAAUUUCAGAUUAUCGCAAAAUUAACUGGAAUGAUAAAGCAAGCUCCCUGAAGCCUGUGCUGCCUUAUGAAGUUUAUAAUGCUCCUCCCAUGUGA